Messenger RNA from Odobenus rosmarus divergens (Pacific walrus), 1200 nucleotides. RefSeq names its product alcohol dehydrogenase E chain-like (gene ADH1C). Gene Ontology annotation, cellular component: cytosol. Lineage: Eukaryota; Metazoa; Chordata; Mammalia; Carnivora; Odobenidae. Gene Ontology annotation, molecular function: zinc ion binding; all-trans-retinol dehydrogenase (NAD+) activity. The record is from RefSeq and is a predicted model, not a curated record. Gene Ontology annotation, biological process: retinol metabolic process; retinoic acid metabolic process.
AUCAACUUUGUGUACUCAAGCAGCAAAGAGUCUGUAAGAACUCACCAGUCUCCUGACCUGAAGAUAAAACGGAAUCAUGAGCACAGCAGGAAAGUAAUCAAAUGCAAAGCAGCUGUGCUGUGGGAGAUAAAGAAACCCUUUUCCAUUGAGAAGGUGGAGGUUGCACCCCCUAAGGCCCAUGAAGUUCGUAUUAAGAUGGUGGCCUCAGGAAUCUGUGGCUCCGAUGAUCACGUGGUUAGUGGAAGGCUCAUCACACCUCUCCCUAUGAUCUUGGGCCAUGAGGCAGCCGGCAUUGUGGAAAGCAUUGGCGAAGGGGUGACUACAGUAAAACCAGGUGACAAAGUCAUUCCACUCUUUACUCCCCAGUGUGGAAAAUGCAUUGUUUGUAAACACCCACAAAGCAACUUCUGCUUGAAAAAUGAUCUGAGCACACCUCGGGUCAUGCAGGAUGGUACUACCAGGUUCACCUGCAGAGGAAAGCCCAUCUACCAUUUCAUUGGCACCAGCACCUUCUCCCAGUACACGGUGGUGGAUGAGAUUGCAGUGGCCAAGAUCGAUGCAGCUUCACCAUUGGAGAAAGUCUGUCUCAUUGGCUGUGGAUUUUCUACUGGUUAUGGGUCCGCAGUCAACAUUGCCAAGGUCACCCAGGGCUCCACCUGUGUGGUGUUUGGCCUUGGAGGGGUCGGCCUGUCUGUGAUCAUAGGCUGUAAAGCAGCGGGAGCAGCCAGGAUCAUUGGGGUGGACAUCAACAAAGACAAAUUUGCAAAGGCCAAAGAGGUGGGUGCCACUGAGUGCAUCAGCCCUCAGGACUACAAGGAAUCCAUCCAGGAUGUGCUGAAGGAAAUGAGUGGUGGCGGUGUGGAUUUUUCAUUUGAAGUCAUUGGGCGGCUUGACACCAUGGUGGCUGCCUUGUCCUGCUGUCAAGAGUCCCAUGGUGUAAGCGUCAUUGUAGGAGUACCACCUAAUUCGCAAGAUCACUCUAUGAACCCCAUGUUGCUAUUGACCGGACGUACCUGGAAAGGAGCAAUUUUUGGUGGCUUUAAGAGUAAAGAUUCUGUCCCCAAACUUGUGGCUGAUUUUAUGGCUAAGAAGUUUCCACUGGAUCCAUUAAUAACCCAUGUUUUACCUUUUGAAAAAAUAAAUGAAGGAUUUGACCUGCUUCGCUCUGGAAAGAGCAUCCGCACCAUCCUAACAUUCUGA